ACUUCCAUAUUCGCUAGCACGCUGCAAUAUGAAGCUCCUCUUCACCGCCGCUGCCGCGCUCAUGCUCCACUUACAACCCGCGGAUGCAUACUGUCCCAACGGGUGCAACGCGCAAGGGACGUGCGGGGCAAACGAUAAGUGCACGUGCUACCUGCGUAACGAUGACUCGAUCGCCAACAACAUUGAAGCUAUGUACGCUGGCGCCGACUGCUCCCUCCGGACAUGUCCUCGCGGCCUUGCGUUUGUGGAUGUCCCGACUGCCAAUAACGUCGCCCACGCCCCGUCCGAGUGCUCGAGCCGCGGGUUGUGCGACUACUCGACCGGGCUGUGCCAGUGCUUCCCCGGCUAUGAAGGCAAGGCAUGCGAACGCACAGCGUGCCCGAACCAGUGUAGCCGCCGCGGCAUCUGCUUGACUCUCAAGACGAUCAUCUCAUACGGUCCAUCCCCUCCGACAUACGCUGGAUGGGACGCCGACAAGCAACUGGGGUGCAUCUGCGAUUUGGGGUACCGCGGGCCAGACUGUUCCAUCAAGGAGUGUCCGAGUGGCCCGGAUGUCCUGCUCGGCCACGGAGCGAAAGAAGGCCGUGAUUGCGGUGGCCGUGGCAAAUGCGACACCCAGACCGGGACGUGUGUGUGCUUUCCUGGGUACUACGGCACGUACUGCUCGUUCCAGAGCACGGUGCAUUAAGUCGAAGAAGCAGCGGUGGCCGGUUGCGGCGUGUGUGGCGGGGCAUGUGUCGCUGGUCACUGGCGGGCGUCUCUAUCCGUUCCACAUGUUUGUCUUCGGUUUUCCAUUGCUUGAAACUCGCCAUCGACUUGUAACCGGCUCGUGGUAAUACAUCCAAUUCGUCA
Molecule: messenger RNA, 852 nt
Organism: Aphanomyces invadans
Lineage: Eukaryota; Oomycota; Saprolegniomycetes; Saprolegniales; Verrucalvaceae
Exons: 1
Coding region: 29-688 (219 amino acids)
Source: RefSeq, a predicted model, not a curated record